AUGUACCACUCAGCAUUUUGCAGUGUUGAUGUUUUUCAGCCUAGGAUGCUAGCUGCAAGGUUCUCAUGCACGUUGAACACUCACAACGUGAGAAUUGGACACUGCACAAAGGUACCCAGGAAUGUAAACAUGCAGAAACUGCAACAUGGUUAUUUAUUUCCUGAGAUUGAAAAACAAGAGCUGAUGCACUUGAAGAUGCAUCCACAUGCAAAUGUAAUAGACCUUGGAGUUGGUGAUACGACACAACCCUUACCAACAAUUGUAACAUCUAGUAUGGUUGAUUUUGUACAUGGCCUUUCAACAACAGCAGGCUAUAAAGGAUAUGGACCAGAGCAAGGUGAAAAGGCCUUGAGGAAGGCAAUUACUGUUGCAUUUUACAAAGAUCUGGGGAUUAAACCUUCGGAGGUUUUUGUUUCAGAUGGUGCACAGUGUGAUAUUACUCGUCUUCAGCUGCUUAUGGGUCCCAAUCUGAAGAUAGCUGUGCAGGAUCCAUCCUUUCCGGCGUAUAUAGAUUCGAGUGUCAUAAUUGGUCAGGCUGGCAAGUUUGUAGAUCAAGCUGGGAAGUAUAAAAACAUAGAAUACAUGACAUGUGGACCUCAAAGUAACUUCUUUCCUGAUCUGACAAACAUUUCUAGGACAGAACUUAUUUUCUUCAAUUCUCCAAACAAUCCCACUGGUCAUGCCGCAACCAGGAAGCAAUUAGAGCAACUUGUGGAUUUUGCCAGAGUGAAUGGAUCAAUCAUUAUCUUUGACUCUGCAUAUGCAGCAUAUGUUACAGAUGAUAGUCCUAAAUCAAUCUACGAAAUUCCUGGAGCCAGAGAGGUUGCAAUUGAAGUUUCAUCCUUCUCGAAAUUUGCUGGCUUCACAGGUGUUCGCCUUGGUUGGACAGUGGUCCCUGAAGAACUAUUGUAUUCAGAUGGCUUCCCUGUUAUGCAUGAUUUCAACCGUAUAAUGUGUACAUGCUUUAAUGGAGCAUCCAGUAUAGCUCAAGCUGGUGGAUUAGCAUGUCUUUCCCCAGAAGGUUUAAGGGCCAUACAGUCCCUUAUCGACUACUACAUGGAGAAUGCAAGGAUGCUGGUUGAUGCUUUGACUUCUCUUGGUCUGACAGUUUAUGGUGGUAAAAAUGCACCCUAUGUUUGGGUCCAUUUCCCUGGCUCGAAAUCUUGGAAUGUUUUUGCUGAAAUUCUUGAGAAGACUCACAUUAUUACUGUCCCGGGUUGUGGUUUUGGACCAGGUGGGGAAGGCUACAUAAGAAUUAGUGCUUUCGGCCAGAGAGAUUCCAUCAUUGAAGCCUCACAGAGACUUAAAUACCUUAACUAUCAGGAGCAAAACUAA
Sphenostylis stenocarpa is the source of this 1335-nucleotide messenger RNA. The record is from the annotation of a GenBank genome assembly. NCBI's taxonomy places the organism in Eukaryota, Viridiplantae, Streptophyta, Magnoliopsida, Fabales, Fabaceae.